GAACGCUCCGCCCCUUCUCAAUGCAAACUAUUGAAGAAAAGUCGCGGUCGAAAGCUGAACUACGUUACUGACACAUUUCAAAACUCGAAAGCUCUGAAAGAGGGCAGCACGCGCUCCUGUACUUUCUGCUAUGUGUUCAGAUGAAGAGCGCUCGAUGGCGGGGGGCUCCGGUAACGGAAAGUUGCGUCAAUGGCUGAUAGAGCAGGUGGACACCGGAAAAUACCCUGGACUCGUGUGGGAGAACGACGAAAAGAGUAUCUUUCGGAUUCCGUGGAAGCACGCGGGCAAACAGGACUACAACAGGGAGGAGGAUGCUGCGCUCUUCAAGGCUUGGGCCCUAUUCAAAGGAAAGCACAGGGAAGGUAUUGACAAACCUGACCCACCAACCUGGAAAACACGUCUUCGAUGUGCUCUUAACAAAAGCAACGACUUUGAGGAGCUUAUGGAGCGCAGUCAGCUUGACAUAUCAGACCCCUAUAAAGUGUACAGGAUUGUUCCGGAAGGAUCCAAAAAAGGAUCCAGAUCCCUUGAAGAGUCACAGUCCAAUACAAGCCCACCCAGUUAUCCAAUACACCCUAAUUUUGCACCAGCUCAAUCUCAGGUGUGCAACUAUCUUUCUCCAGCAGACAGAGGAUGGAGGGAUUAUUCUACCCUGUCUGAGAUCCCUUACAGCCAGAGCCCCUACACGCCGCGCUGGGAACCUGGGUACCAGUUCAGUGGCUCUUUCUACAGUUGCAAUGCAUCUGAUCCACAGCCGUCACCCUUCACCCUGGACACCAGCAUGAGAUCUGCUGAGGCAGUGGCCCUCUCAGAUCACCGCUUGCAUUUGGUGGUGUUUUACCGGGAAACUCUGGUGCGAGAAGUAACUGUGAGUAAUUCAGAAGGCUGUCAGCUAGGCCCCAGCAGAGAGGGCCAGGCCUACGCUUCACCUGGGGCCCCAGAGCUGAUUGAACUUCCUCAUGCUGAAGAAGCAUCUCUCGAGCGUGGUGUUAUUCUAUGGAUGGCCCCUGACGGGCUCUACGCCCGCCGCCGCUGCCCCUGCAGGGUGUACUGGGAGGGAGCUCACGCACCUACAGACAAGCCCAACAAGCUGGAGAGAGAGCAGAACUGCAAACUGCUGGACACCCAUCUGUUCAUAACAGAGUUGCAGAGUUACGCCCUGCACGCUCGUCCAGUGCCAUGUUCUCAAGUCCUGCUGUUCUUUGAGGAUGAGAGCUCCGAUGCUCAAAGACCAAGGAGGACUUUCACAGUGCAGGUUGAGCCUCUAUUUGCUCGCCAGCUUCUUUUCCUCAGUCACCCUAGCAGCAUGAACUACAUCCGCAGCCACGAGCUUUCACACCUGCCCCCUGAACACACCCUCUCCUCGACCCAAGACUACCACAGAGUCAUCACGCAUCUCCCUAACAGCGGCCCUCAAAACUAACCCCGACUUCGCACCCAAUCUUGGAUCAACAUCUUUUUUAACCUAGGGUUAAAGCGAGUUUUAAUCUUGGGUUAAAGGGAUAGAUAAUGUUAGAAUUUACUCACCCUCAUGUUGUUCCAAACGUGUAUAACUUUCUUUGUUUUGUGGAGCAAACAACCCAAUGACUUUUAUUGUAUUGACAAAAAAACUAAACUAAAACUAAACUAAACUAAAACUGCUUCUGUUUCACAGAAGAAAGAAAGUCGUACAGGUUUAGCAUGAAACAUGAGUGAGUAAAUUAGAGUUUUCUUGUCAUUUUAAAAGGGCGUUAGCGUCAUUUUUAACUCAGGGUUACAAUGCUUUGCUUAUGAACAGAUGAUGGACAAGAAGUUGAAACAGUUUACAUGCUAUUUCUAUAGUUUAUAGUGCCAUACUUGCCCAAUCAGCGUGCAAACAAGAAUGCUAUCCCUGGGUUUAAAUAUGUACAGUCAAAAAUCUAAACCCAGUACAAAAUAUUAACCCAGGGUGAGGUUUAAACAGUACUGUUAACCCUGGGUUAACUGUAAAAAUUGCCCAAGUCUUGUAAGCUAAAAGUGUAAAAGGUAAAUGUUGGAAUUCUUCUGUGCACCCAGAGCCUUUUGGGCUGAGCAUAAUCCUACCAGGAUAACAGACAACAUCAGCUAUGUCUAAUACUGAGAAAGACAUAAAUGUAUGCAUGACUCACAAGGAUAAAUGAUUGUAUUAUGCUGGUAUACUGUCAAUCUUUUUUUUUGCUGACACAAGAAUGUAAAGUGUGAAUAUUAGCUGUGUUUGGUUCUUGCAACAUUUUUUGAGCUGCAAUCAGAAAAUGAAAAAUAUUUCAUGUAAAUAGGCUGUGGAUUUAGAAAAAGUGUUUCUAAACACUUUUCCGUUUUCAAAUUGCAGUUCUUUUAUAGACAUUUUUUGUACAAUUCUGACUAAAUAUUCAACUUUUUUUAUUCCACUACUUUUGCUCUUUUAUGUUACUGAAAUGCCUCAAAUUUGGUUUUAAUAAAAAAAUAAAAUAAAAUAAAGUCUAAAAA
This is a messenger RNA of Puntigrus tetrazona (Sumatra barb), 2463 nucleotides long. It is a transcript of the gene irf4b, whose product is annotated as interferon regulatory factor 4b. The transcript has 9 exons. Lineage: Eukaryota; Metazoa; Chordata; Actinopteri; Cypriniformes; Cyprinidae. Gene Ontology annotation, cellular component: nucleus. The record is from RefSeq and is a predicted model, not a curated record. Gene Ontology annotation, molecular function: DNA-binding transcription factor activity, RNA polymerase II-specific; protein binding; RNA polymerase II cis-regulatory region sequence-specific DNA binding. Gene Ontology annotation, biological process: regulation of transcription by RNA polymerase II; immune system process. The coding region runs from base 131 to 1423 and encodes 430 amino acids.